Fukomys damarensis (Damara mole-rat) is the source of this 8863-nucleotide messenger RNA. RefSeq names its product Dmx like 2 (gene Dmxl2). Lineage: Eukaryota; Metazoa; Chordata; Mammalia; Rodentia; Bathyergidae. Gene Ontology annotation, cellular component: RAVE complex. Gene Ontology annotation, molecular function: protein binding. Bases 1 to 7767 code for a protein of 2588 amino acids. The record is from RefSeq and is a predicted model, not a curated record. The transcript has 43 exons. Gene Ontology annotation, biological process: vacuolar acidification.
AUGGUUGGUACUUGGGCAGCAGUUUCCAUCGAACCAGACAUCAUUGUGUUUCCCAAAAACCAGGCCUAUGGAUCCGGCUGUGACAUUGUUAUUUUGGCAAACGACUUCGAAUGUGUGCAGAUCAUUCCUGGUGCUAAGCAUGGGAACAUCCAAGUCAGCUGCGUGGAGUGUUCCAGCCAGCAAGGAAGAAUCGCUGCUUCGUAUGGAAAUGCUGUGUGUAUAUUUGAGCCCCUAGGCAUAAAUUCCCAUAAGAGGAAUUGUCAACUCAAGUGUCAGUGGCUUAAAACCGGGCAGUUCUUUUUGAAUUCUGUGACAUACAACCUGGCAUGGGACCCUCAAGAUAACAGAUUGUUGACAGCAACUGAUUCUAUUCAGUUGUGGGCUCCUCCAGGAGGUGAUAUUCUGGAAGAGGAGGAAGAAAUUGAUAAUAAAAUUCCUCCCGUUUUAAAUGACUGGAAGUGCGUCUGGCAGUGCAAAACCUCAGUAUCUGUACAUUUGAUGGAAUGGUCUCCAGAUGGGGAAUAUUUUGCUACUGCUGGAAAGGAUGACUGUCUUUUGAAAGUGUGGUACCCCAUGACUGGUUGGAAGUCUUCAAUUAUACCUCAGGAUCAUCAGGAAGUGAAACGGAGACAGGCCUCGACCCAGUUCUCCUUUGUGUACCUGGCUCACCCCCGAGCAGUGACGGGGUUUUCCUGGCGUAAAACUAGCAAGUAUAUGCCUAGGGGCUCUGUCUGUAAUGUGUUACUAACUUCAUGCCAUGAUGGCGUGUGUCGGCUCUGGGCAGAAACCGUACUACCAGAAGACUGUCUUAUGGGUGAGCAGAUCUGUGAGACCACCACUUCAAGCGUCGCCAGUCCCCUCUCUCACGCUGGAAAACACAAGGACAGGGUCCAGCAUGCUCUAGAGACAAUACACCAUUUGAAGAAUUUAAGGAAAGGCCAGCGGAGGUCCUCUGUCCUCGUCACUCACACUGAACUCAUGCCCGACCAGACGGCCACGCACGAAGUCCAGAGACACAUCUCCCACCACGCCAAUGCCCUGUGUCACUUCCACAUCGCCGCCAGCAUCAACCCAGCCACAGAUAUCCCCAAUGCCCUGAUUGGCACCGCCUUUAAUGUUGAUGAUGGAAAUGGAUUUGUAGUUCAUUGGUUAAACAACAAGGAAUUUCAUUUUACAUCUUCAACUGAAAUAUUUAUGCAUCAGUUGCGAAAACUUUCCGAGAAACAUUUAGGUCAUGAAAGCAAUGAUGCAGAUAGAGAAGAUGAGGAACAUUCACAGGAGGAGAGAGAGAGAGGCUUACGAAUGAAACUAGACCAUGAAUUAUCCCUGGAUAGAGAAUCAGAGGCAGGUACGGGGUCAUCGGAACAUGAAGAUGGAGAGAGAGAGGGCAGCCCGAGGGUCUGCUCCCGGCCCAGUGUGCCCGUGCCCCUGCCUACGGUCCUGCUGGACCGCAAGAUCGAGAUGCUGCUCACAGAGUGGAAUAAGAACCCCGACAUGCUCUUUACAGUGCACCCUGUCGAUGGUACCUUUCUAGUGUGGCACGUAAAGUAUUUGGAUGAAUAUAACCCUGGGAUAUUUAGACAAGUCCAGGUUUCUUUCUCUUCUCGAAUUCCGGUUGCCUUUCCCUCAGGCGACGCGAGCUCCCUGAGUAAGAACAUCAUGAUGUAUGCCUGCAUGAAUGCCACAAAAGACGCCCACCACAGCCUGCUGCACCCGGAGCUGCUGCUGGCUGGCAGUCCUUGCAGAUCGCAGCCUUCUUCCAGGGCACCCUCCCUGGGUGUGAACAUCUUAGACCCCACUGUGAUGAUGGUCUCUAAGCACAUCGAUGGCUCUCUGAACCAGUGGGCAGUCACGUUUGCAGACAAGUCUGCCUUCACCAUGGUUCUGACUGUGUCCCACAAGUUCCGGUACUGUGGUCACCGCUUCCACCUCAACGACCUGGCGUGCCAUUCGGUCUUGCCACUCCUGUUGACGUCCUCCCAUCAUAAUGCCCUGCUGACUCCUGAACCUGACUGCCAGUGGGACACGGACAAUAAAUUAAGUCGGCCGAUGGACCCUGCGAGACAUACAAAGGGCAUGUUGUUGAAACAGCCUCUCCGAAACGCAGCCACUCGCACCUUCCAUGACCCGAACGCCAUCUACAGUGAGCUGAUUCUGUGGCGCGUGGACCCAAUAGGACCCUUGUCCUACACUGGCGGAGUGUCGGAGCUGGCUCGGAUCAACUCUCUCCACACCUCUGCCUUCUCCAAUGUGGCUUGGCUUCCGACCCUUAUUCCCAGUUACUGUCUUGGCACAUACUGCAAUUCUGCAAGUGCUUGCUUUGUUGCUUCUGAUGGCAAAAAUCUGCGACUCUAUCAAGCUGUAGUAGAUGCAAGAAAGUUACUGGAUGAACUGUCAGACCCAGAGUCCUCAAAACUGAUUGGAGAAGUGUUUAAUAUUGUGAGCCAACAGUCUACUGCCCGACCUGGCUGCAUUAUUGAACUCGACGCGAUAACGGACCAAUGUGGCUCAAAUACCCAGUUGCUUCAUGUGUUUCAAGAAGACUUCAUUAUAGGAUACAAACCACAUAAGGAAGAUGUGGAGAAAAAGGAAACGGAGAUAUUUUUCCAGCCAUCACAAGGGUAUCGCCCACCUCCAUUCUCGGAGAAGUUCUUUCUCGUAGUCAUCGAGAAGGACAGCAGCAGUUACUCCAUCCUGCACAUGUGGCGCCUGCACCUGAAGUCUGUGCAGGCGUGCUUAGCUAAAGCUUCAGAAGGUUAUUCAUCUGAGAGUCUGCUGUCAGUUCCUGGACAGAAGACUGUGGACUCUUCCCCGGAAACCUCCCCUAGUGUGAGCCCCAUGCCGCAUUCAUCAUCAAUCGUCAACCUCCAAACUGCGAGUAAACUGAUCCUGAGUUCUAGGCUGGUGUACAGCCGGCCUAUCGAUCUCCCAGAUGGAGUUGAAGUCAUCAGAGCCACACCUUCGGCAGGUCAUCUCAGCUCCUCUUCCAUUUAUCCGGUGUGCCUUGCGCCUUAUUUAGUGGUUACAACUUGCUCGGACAAUAAAGUACGUUUCUGGAAGUGCUGUGUGGAACCCAGCCUGCCGGGUACUGCAGGUGACGAGAAAGAAACCUAUCUCUGGAGGAGAUGGCCCCUGAUGAACGACGAGGGAGAAGCCAACAGCAGCACAGUGAGCAUCGUGGGAAGGCCUGUUGCUGUCAGCUGCUCGUACACAGGCCGCCUGGCCGUGGCUUACAAGCAGCCCGUCCACCACAACGGCUUUGUUUCUAAGGAGUUCUCCAUGCAUGUUUGCAUAUUCGAAUGUGAAUCUACAGGAGGGUCCGACUGGGUUUUAGAGCAAACAAUUCAUCUUGAUGAUUUGGUUAAGGUCGGGAGUGUACUUGACUCAAGGAUCAGCGUGGAUAGUAAUCUUUUUGUAUAUAGCAAAUCAGAUUCACUUUUAAGCAAGGAUGAUAGGUACCUUAUUCCAAAUAUCAAGCAUUUGGUGCAUUUGGACUGGGUGUCCAAAGAAGAUGGCUCCCACAUUCUCACGGUGGGAGUUGGUGCUAACAUCUUCAUGUACGGCAGGCUCUCAGGAAUUGUGACUGAGCAGACCAACAGCAAGGACGGGGUCGCUGUCAUCACUUUGCCACUUGGUGGUAGCAUCAAGCAAGGAGUUAGGUCGCGAUGGGUCCUUCUCCGGUCCAUAGACUUGGUGUCCUCGGUGGAUGGUACCCCUUCCCUGCCCGUCUCUCUCUCUUGGGUGAGGGAUGGGAUACUGGUGGUGGGCAUGGACUGUGAGAUGCAUGUGUAUGCCCAGUGGAAGCAUGCCGUCAAGUAUGGAGACUCCGAGGCCGGUAGUCCUGGUGUGGAGGAGACAGUCACACAGGACCACUCUUCCUUUAAAUCGAGUGCGCUGGCAAGAAAAAGUCUAGUUGAAGGAACAGCCGUCACUGAUGAUGUCUUCUGUUCGCCAGCAGUAGUUCAGGAUGGUGGCCUGUUUGAGGCUGCACAUGUACUGUCCCCUACUCUUCCGCAGUAUCAUCCAACUCAGCUGUUAGAGUUGAUGGAUUUAGGGAAGGUUCGUAGGGCUAAGGCCAUUCUGUCUCACUUAGUGAAGUGUAUCGCGGGCGAAGUUGCAAUAGUUAGAGACCCUGACACAGGAGAAGGAAGUAAGCGCCAUCUUUCUCGAACUAUCAGUGUAAGCGGCAGCACGGCGAAGGAUACCGUCACCAUAGGCAAAGACGGCACUCGAGAUUACACUGAGAUCGAUUCCAUUCCCCCGCUGCCGCUGCAUGCCUUGCUUGCUGCAGAUCAGGAUGCAUCCUACAGGAUUGCAGAAGAAAGUGCCAGCGUGCCACAGGGGUGUGAAGAUCACCCUGAGAGUCAAGCAGAGGAUCAGUAUUCAGAGCUGUUCCAGAUCCAGGAUAUAACGACGGACGAUAUUGACUUAGAGCCAGAAAAGAGAGAAAACAAAUCGAAAGUCAUAAACCUUUCCCAGUACGGACCGGCCUACUUCGGCCAGGAACACGCCCGGGUGCUGUCCUCCCAUCUCAUGCACUCCAGUCUGCCAGGCCUCACGCGGCUGGAACAGAUGUUCCUUGUGGCCUUGGCUGACACCGUGGCUACCACCAGCACUGAGCUCAAUGAAAAUAGAGAUAAGCAUUGCUCAGGCCGAGACACCCUGGACGAGUGUGGCCUGCGGUACCUGCUGGCCAUGCGCUUGCACACCUGCCUCCUCACGUCGCUGCCACCUCUCUACCGUGUCCAGCUGCUUCAUCAAGGUGUGUCUACGUGCCAUUUCGCCUGGGCCUUUCACUCUGAGGCUGAGGAGGAGCUGAUCAACAUGAUCCCUUCGAUUCAGAGAGGGGACCCGCAGUGGUCGGAGCUGAGAGCCAUGGGGAUAGGAUGGUGGGUGAGAAACAUCAGCACGCUCCGGAGGUGUAUCGAGAAGGUCGCCAAAGCUUCUUUUCAAAGGAAUAAUGAUGCUUUGGAUGCUGCGUUGUUCUACCUCUCCAUGAAGAAGAAAGCAGUAGUGUGGGGUCUGUUUAGGUCACAACAUGAUGAAAAAAUGACAGCGUUUUUCAGUCACAACUUCACUGAAGAUCGGUGGCGCAAAGCUGCUUUGAAGAACGCUUUCUCUUUACUUGGAAAGCAACGCUUUGAACAAUCUGCUGCUUUUUUCUUGUUAGCUGGUUCAUUGAAAGAUGCCAUAGAGGUAUACAUAAAACUUGUUACAAAAUGUGGCCUCUCUGGCUGGAUGUUACUGUGUCCUGGUCUUACUCUUUAUUCUCCUAUGGAAGAGCAGUGUGACUACCUUUCACGUCCUGACACGAGCGUACGAGCAGAAGACGGGCUCAGUGUAUCAGUGCACACACUUCAUUCACUAGCAGCAUCACUUUCUGCAUCAAUUUACCAAGCUUUAUGUGACAGUCAUAGCUACAGCCAGCCAGAGGGGAACCAGUUCACAGGCAUGGCUUAUCAGGGGCUGCUCCUGAGUGACCGCCGGAGACUGAGGACAGAGAGCAUUGAAGAGCAUGCGACACCAAACUCGUCUCCUGCUCAGUGGCCUGGCGUGAGCUCCCUCAUCAACCUGCUGAGUUCAGCCCAAGACGAGGACCAGCCGAAGCUGAAUGUGCUGCUGUGCGAAGCCGUCGUCGCUGUUUACCUGAGCUUGCUGACCCACGCGCUUGCUACCAACUCCUCCAGCGAGCUGUUCCGGCUCGCAGCCCACCCGCUCAAUCACCGGAUGUGGGCUGCUGUCUUUGGCGGGGGCGCCAAGCUUGUUGUGAAGCCUCGAAGACAGUCGGAAAAUAUCUCAGCACCACCCCUGCCUUCUGAAGACGCGGAUAAGCACCGCAGGAGGUUCAACAUGCGCAUGCUGGUGCCCGGGAGGCCGGUGAAGGACACCACCCCGCCUCCUGUGCCUGCAGAAAGGCCGUCCUACAGGGAGAAGUUCAUCCCGCCCGAGCUCAGCAUGUGGGAUUACUUUGUCGCCAAGCCCUUCCUGCCCUUGUCUGACAGUGGGGCCAUCUACGACUCUGACGAGAGCGCUCACAGUGACGACGAAGACGACGAUGCCUUCUUCUCAGACACACAGAUACAGGAGCACCAAGACCCAAAUUCCUAUAGCUGGGCUCUUCUGCAUCUGACAAUGGUGAAGCUAGUGCUUCAUAAUGUCAAGAAUUUCUUCCCCAUUGCUGGACUGGAGUUCUCUGAGUUGCCUGUCACAUCACCGUUAGGUAUUGCCGUGAUUAAAAAUUUGGAGAACUGGGAACAGAUUCUGCAAGACAAAAUGGAUCAGUUUGAAGGCCCACCCCCCAACUAUAUCAACACAUACCCCGCUGACCUUUCUGGAGGAGCUGGACCCGCCCUCCUUCGAAAUAAAGCCAUGCUGGAACCUGAGAACACGCCAUUCAAGUCCCGGGAUUCUUCUGCACUCCCAGUCAAACGGCUGUGGCAUUUCCUUGUUAAACAGGAAGUCCUCCAAGAGACAUUCAUCAGAUACAUCUUCACUAAGAAGAGAAAACAGAGUGAGUCUGUAGAAGAACCUGUGGAGCAGGGCAGACCCCACUGCAUGGCACAGGAUGGCCACACCAAGGUUGAAGCUGAUUUGGGCUACCCCGGAGGCAAGGCCAGGGUCAUUCAUAAGGAGUCUGACAUGAUCAUGGCGUUUUCUGUUAACAAGGCAAACUGCAAUGAAAUUGUUUUGGCUUCGACGCAUGAUGUUCAGGAACUUGAUGUGGCUUCUCUGCUGGCCUGUCAGCCGUACAUAUGGAUCGGAGAGGAGUACGACAGAGAAUCCAAAAGUUCGGACGACGUUGAUUACCGAGGCUCCACCACCACCCUGUACCAGCCUGGCACGGCAGCCCACCCCACGAGCCAGGCGCACCCGCCUGCAUCCAUGCCCUGGCUGGGCAGCGGGCAGACCAGCACGGGCGCCAGCGUGCUUAUGAAGAGGAAUCUGCAUAAUGUGAAGAGGAUGACAUCACACCCUGUGCACCAGUACUACCUGACGGGUGCCCAGGAUGGCAGCGUCCGCAUGUUCGAGUGGACACGCCCGCAGCAGCUCGUCUGUUUCCGUCAGGCUGGCAACGCGAGGGUCACUAGGUUGUAUUUCAACUCACAAGGCAAUAAGUGCGGUGUUGCAGAUGGAGAGGGUUUCCUGAGUAUCUGGCAAGUUAACCAAACCACAUCCAACCCCAAACCUUACAUGAGCUGGCAGUGCCACAGUAAAGCCACAAGUGAUUUCGCAUUCAUCACCUCCUCAAGUCUAGUUGCCACUUCUGGACAGUCCAAUGACAACAGAAACGUUUGCCUGUGGGACACAUUAAUACCACCCGGGAGCAGCCUCGUUCACGGCUUCACGUGCCACGACCACGGGGCCACUGUGCUGGAGUAUGCGCCCCGCCAGCAGCUGCUCAUCUCGGGGGGCAGGAAAGGCUUCGUCUGCAUCUUCGACAUCAGGCAGCGGCGGCUGCUGCACAUGUUCCAGGCCCACGACUCCGCCAUCAAGGCGCUGGCACUGGACCCCUGUGAGGAGUACUUCACCACCGGCUCUGCGGAGGGGAACAUCAAGGUCUGGAGGUCGACAGGCCACGGUCUCAUCCACUCCUUUAAGCACGAGCACGCCAAGCAGUCCAUAUUCCGGAACCUCGGGGCCGGCGUCAUGCAGAUCGAGCUGGUGCCGGGCAACCGACUCUUCUCCUGUGGCGCCGAUGGCACCCUGAAAACCAGGGUCUUGCCCAGUGCUUUUAACAUCCCCAGUCAGAUACUGGACAUCCUGUAGACUUCAGGAGUGGGGCUUUAUUUUUAUAUACAUUUCAGUGCAAACGUAGUCCAGUAGUCAUCAGGCAGUUAGCGCCGAGCAGACCUCUGUCUCUAGCUCCCCGUGCGAGCCAGGCGCUGUCCACACCGGUGGGAGGGCUGUGCAUGCAGUGUGAGGCUGACCCCAGAGUCCCGCCUCGUCCCUAUGAAGGGUGAAGGGUAGCUCUUCUUCCAGAGUUCCGCAAACCUGAUUCCGAAACGCCUGCGGCUGCCAGCGAGCAAAUGAACUCCCAGGAAUGUCUGCAGAGCACUCCGCGGGAGCCGCUGCUGACUCAGGUUCCUUGUCUCGCGGUCACCGCAUGCCUGCAGCUCCUCCUCCCAACGAGGCACCGCCUGCCGUGCUGGAUGUGCGACCCCAGCCGGUGCACAGGAGGCCGUUUCAUUCUUUCCUGCUGAGUAUCUUUCCUGUUAGUGUUUAUACUGAGCUCGUACUGUAACUUGCAAUGAGUGCAAAUUUAAAUGCAACGUUUUCCUCAUGAUUUGCACAUUCAACAUUUUUUGGACUGCUAGUUUUUCUAUUUAAAUAUUUGUCUUAAUGUUAGGAAUGUAAUGUGAACAGGACACAUUUGUUAGUUAACCACAACACCUUCUUGGUCCGGUUUAUUACCUUUUCUUUUUAUUGUUCAAGAUUAGAACAUUUACGGCUAUGUUGAAACUACACCAAUAGAGCAUUUCAUAUCAACUCAGAUGAAUGUUAGGCUUUUUGUGGCCAGUUAAUAAUAGUUGAUGAGAUUGGUGAUACUAUUUAUUGCCACAGCCUAUUGUAUAAACUAUGCAGAGUUAAAUAUCAUUUGCUUAUAAAAUAUUAGCCAGUGUUGUCAUAUUUUGAUGUAUUUCCUAGGUUAUGACCAAAAAUAUGUUCUUGAGAUAUUGAAUCCAGUGUGUGUGUGUCUACAUGUUUACCAGCAAAUUGUCUCAUCAUGUUAAAGACUGUUUAAUGCCUGUGUGGUAAAUAGUGAAAUAUAACGGUAUAAAAGCACCUUUCGCUGAAGGCGAUGUGAUGUUCAUGCUGUGAAACACAUAUGUAAAAGAAGAAUAAAUGUUAUUUGUUAGAGUUU